AUGGCGGCUCAAGAUGAAGUUGACGUAUGUGAAAGUUGGGAAGACAUGGACGAUAUUGGCUUGGACAACAAAAUCAAACUGAUGUCCAGUGUUCCAGCCCCUGUGAAAAGUACAUUAAAAGGUUGCAAGGUUACUAAUGUAAUAGUAGAGGAGAACGCGUGUAUCGGUUCUCAGUGCAUGAUGCCGGAGCCAGCUAUUCGGAUCCUGAAACGACCUUCAACUCUGGCGAGUGGCCAGCUCAACGGAGAGAGCCGCGCUCGACCUGUAAAGACUCUAGAACAAAGGCAAAAAGAGUACGAACAAGCCCGUUUACGGAUAUUAGGUGAAGCUCGAAGCCCAGAGGACGUUAUUGACGAUAAUUUGACCCGGUUGCAAGAAAAACUCCAAGCAAACAAUAUAAGUGAUGCUCAAAACACUGGCAAAACAAAAAACAACUGUCAUAAUGACACCAACACCAAAGGAAAAGAGCGUAAAGUGCUUGUACGUUUGCCACCAGGAGCUACGGCAUCUGGAAUUUUCCCAUCACCGCCACCUCCUGGUGUUCUAGUCAUUAGAACUCCAAGAGGACCAGAUGGUACAAAAGGUUUCCUACGGAGGUAG
Messenger RNA from Parnassius mnemosyne (clouded apollo), 600 nucleotides. NCBI's taxonomy places the organism in Eukaryota, Metazoa, Arthropoda, Insecta, Lepidoptera, Papilionidae. The record is from the annotation of a GenBank genome assembly.